Messenger RNA from Chiloscyllium plagiosum (whitespotted bambooshark), 1827 nucleotides. NCBI's taxonomy places the organism in Eukaryota, Metazoa, Chordata, Chondrichthyes, Orectolobiformes, Hemiscylliidae. The record is from RefSeq and is a predicted model, not a curated record.
ACCAUGGCAGGGAGAAGUCAAGCUCGUUUCUUGCCGGCUACUAUUCAGCCAGCACUGGGAAACAAUGUUUACGUAUUUGCCAGUGGCACACCUUCAGAAAAUGAACUUUCGGAAGAGGAUACAGAAUGUUUUGAGCUGAGACCAAGAGGAAAGGAGAAAAUACGAAGAACAACAUCUAAAGAUCGGUUGGAUGAUAUUGUGUAUUUGAUCUGGGAAAUUCAAGAGGGCGACACCUUGAAUGCACUUGCCUUGCAAUACUGUUGUACUGUUGCAGAUAUCAAGAGGGUUAAUAAUCUGAUCAAAGACCAAGACUUUUUUGCUCUCAGAUCUGUAAAGAUUCCUGUGAAAAAGAUCACUUUGUUGGGUGACACGCACAGUCCCGCCAAAUCAAGACUAGUUUCACGUCCUGCCUUGGAGUCUAAUGCACAGUUUCAGGACUCCAAUACAGGUGAAGAUUCCUCUUCAAGUGAAAACGCUGAUAACUUUCUCCGGGAAGUUGAUAAAGACAUAGAAAGAAUAGUGAAGUCAAAUGAUACCACUAAGGAGCAUUUAAAUGAGGUUGUUUCUUCUUUAACUACACAACCAUUUUAUCAAGCGGCAGAUCGAAAAAUAUUACCGCGGAAAGAUCCACAUUAUGGAGCUGACUGGGGCAUGCGCUGGUGGAAUGCAGUGAUGAUAAUGUUGGUAGUUGGAAUUGUUACACCUGUGUUUUAUCUACUCUACUAUGAAGUCCUUGUAAAGGUUGAAACAAGCCAUCAUUCUACUGUGGAAUCAACAAAUCUACCUGUAACUCAGCCUUCACAGCAAGAGCCAAAGUAUAGCUAUGGAAUUAAUUCUAUGGAAAGGACAAAAAUGGCCUCAGAGGAGGCCCUUGAGCAUGUGAAUUCUAAUGUUCAUGUGACUGUCACCUGACCACAAACUUCUAAUACAUGGAGUGCAGUGCAGACAUGAAACAAUUAUGUUCAAAAGUGUCUGGGGAAAUUGCAUCAUGUUAGAAAUAUCAUAUUCAACUAAAGAAAAAAGCAGUUAACACUUGCCUUCCAAUGUUAUGGGAAUUGAUAAUAUAAAGGUAACUGACAAAAUUAAUUUCAAAUAAGCAGAAUUUUUGCCUGGGUCAAUUGAUAAUAUGUAGCAUCUAUAAUUGAAACGUGGAUUUAUAUUUUAGUCCUAAACAGCAUAUUUGUUGUUUAUUGACCAAUGUCUUCCUUUCGUAAAAUUUUUGUAAUUUUGUUGCGAUCCAGUUAUUUUCAAGCCCAAAAACACGUCAGUUAUUAAACAGCAAUUCUGCCAAGCAUUAACAUGAGAAAUAAAAUAAAACACCUUAAGCAGUUUAAAGAAUGAUGCCCUUACAUAAAGCAUUUUAUUGAUAUUAGAUGCAACCAUGCAGUUAGUACUCCAGAAUAUUGUUUUCUUUUUAAAUGCUUAAUAAUAUUCUGAAUGUCACAACAUAAAAGUCUUAAUCUCAUCUAUUCAUAUAAAGGAAUUUCAUUGCCUGAAAUUAAGUUUUAAUGUAAAAAUGUAUUUAUUGACUGUUAAAUUACCACAGUUGAGAGCAUGUGGAUAUUUAGUGUUGAACUAUUCAAAGUUAGUGUUGUAAAGUAGUGGUUAUUCUGUAAUUAAACUGGAGAUCAUAAUUGUGAACAAAAUCAGAUGAUUCUAAAUUGUUGACAUUAUAAACAAAAUUGUAGCUGUUUAAAAAAUGAAUUUCCAGUAUUUACACCUGUUGUAUUUUCUUAAAGGUUUGUAACAGAAUUUUAUUCUUCUGGAAUUUAUCAUAAAUUUUAGAAUAAAAAUUGAAAUACCUGUGCACAAUGUAUUUCUCAUUGU